GGCCCUAUUAUGACUCGCGAGUCGAACGUUCGACUCAAGUCGAACGAUUUGGCGAAUUGCCUAAGUCGUGGUAUUAUGAAAGGCGAACUUCGACGUUCGCUUUUGAAAACAAUAUUACCAACUUUAAGAAGUGAAAUAUGUAACGUCAUGACUCGGUGAAACGUCAAAGGCUGAAAAUUAUUGUUGAUGAUAUAUUGUUUACAAUUUGGAAAAAAAGUAAAAUAAAUAAAACAAAAUAUGAUAAGCAGUGUUGAUUUAUUUUUUAAAGAUGAAGAUGAAAACGAAAGAGCGGAGAAAGUAUUGGUGUGUAGAUUACGAAGAAGUUUAAGGGACAACUCCAACCCACUUCAACUUCCAGAUAAUUUGUUUGUGUCAUAUUUUCGCGUUAAUAAGCAUGCAUUUGGUUAUAUUUUAAACAUCAUUACACCAGGAUUUAAAAUUACUCAAAGUUCUGCAAUUCCACCAUAUAUAAAACUUGCAUGUGCGUUGCGUUUUCUCGGCAGUGGAAGCUACCAAAAUGGUGUGGGAAGUGACUUUGAGCUAGGUCUCGCGCAAUCUACAGUUUCAGUAGUUCUAAGUGAAGUGCUUGAUUUACUUGAAGUGAAAAUUUGUCCUGUGUGGAUAAAGGCAGACAUGUCUACCUCUGAAAAACAAGAAGCAAGAAAUUACUUUUUUGAAAGGGCCAGAUUACCCGGAUUAGUGGGCUGUGUAGAUGGGACUCACAUUGGAAUAAUCGCUCCUGUUCAGCUACAACAUCAAUUUUUAAACAGAAAAGGAUUUUAUAGUUUGAAUGUUAGUGGUGGCCUGUGACAAUAAUGGAAUUAUAAGAUUUAUUGAUUCC
Messenger RNA from Eupeodes corollae, 841 nucleotides. RefSeq names its product putative nuclease HARBI1. Lineage: Eukaryota; Metazoa; Arthropoda; Insecta; Diptera; Syrphidae. The coding region runs from base 238 to 810 and encodes 190 amino acids. The record is from RefSeq and is a predicted model, not a curated record. The transcript is spliced from 3 exons.